AAUACAUGAACCCUUUAAUACUUUCCAUUGUUUGGAUAUGAAGGUCUGUCACUUUUAACGAGACCCCGUCGGGAAUUAAGGGCGUAUAUACAACUCUUCUAGGAGUCUUGCCCUUACCCCUAAGAAUUAUCGAAACCGCCAUCGCCUAGAUUGAGAGAAUAUGGCAAGCAUACAAGACUUGUUGUCGCCUGUCGUUGAUAGAAAUUCCAACGAGCCGGAAGCGAAGGGACAGGAUGCGCUUUCUAAGAGCGAUGACGUGCCAGAAACGACACACUUUAUGGUGGAAUUCAUCUUAGAUGUGAUCUGUCCAUACUGUUACAUCGGACUUAAGAAUCUGACAGCCGCCAUUACGACCUACACAGCAGACCACCCAGAGGCAACUUUCGAAAUAGUCUGCUCUCCGUUCAUGCUCGACCCGUUGGCCACUCGAAGCGCAUACCCCAAAGCGACCUACCUCAACAUCCCCAAACACAGCCUCGAGCACUGGCGCGACCUAGGCAAGCAAGCCGGCAUCGACUUCACCUGGGAAGGACGAACGGGGAACACGCGGGACGCGCACAAGCUCCUGCGAUACGCUCUAGAAGCCGCGCCCACCACGGUCCGAAGCACGGCAUUCACAUCGGCGCACCGACCGCAGACCCCCAAACAGGGGAAACCGCAUUCGCCGGCCCCACUUCCAGAUACCGCGUCCGGGACCCACCAGCGCGGGCCACCGCUGCAACUACGACUCCUAUGCGCGCUCUUGCACGCGCACCAUGAGACGGAUGCGGAUAUUUCGUCGCGGGAUUUUCUGAGCUCGCUGGUCCCCUCCGAUCUCGAUUUUUCACCUUCAGUCUUCACGGACCCGGCCUGGGACCGCGCGCUCGAUGUCCUGUUCGCGGACGCGUGCGAGAGGCCGGGACUCGCAGUGCGCGCUGUGCCGACGUUUAUUGUGAACGAUCGGUACGUGAUCGGCGGGGCGCAGAGCGCGGAGUUUUUAGUCGAGGCGCUGGGGCGGAUACGGGUUGGGAAGGGGGGACGGGGGAGGGAUAGGGGACAGGUGUUGCCUGUUGAUGAGGGAGGUGUUUGUGCGAGGUUUUAUGCGGAUGGGGAGAAGGUGCCUUCGCCGGUGUUGAAGUGAGGGUUAGUAGGGUUGCGUGGUGUGGCGUAGUGGUAUCAGAUGGACUCGUUGGACAUAUUGUUGAUUUUAAAAGGUACUGGAGACGAUUUAGGAGGAUUGUAUCGCCCGGAAGAGCGGGUGAAGCAUAUUUAUGAAUCUCAGCAAUCGAGGAAUAGGCUCGAGAUAUCUGUACGUUUAGCGGCCUACCUGGUAGGUAAGCAAUGGUCGGAAAAGCUUGGCGUAGGACGGUAAAGGGAACAGAACCCUCAUAGCAGAAGCUAAAUGUCAGCAUGUGCGAUUUUUUUACCAGCU
Messenger RNA from Annulohypoxylon maeteangense, 1411 nucleotides. Its product is annotated as thioredoxin-like protein. Gene Ontology annotation, molecular function: oxidoreductase activity. The transcript is spliced from 2 exons. NCBI's taxonomy places the organism in Eukaryota, Fungi, Ascomycota, Sordariomycetes, Xylariales, Hypoxylaceae. Bases 161 to 1120 code for a protein of 319 amino acids. The record is from RefSeq and is a predicted model, not a curated record.